CGACAUUGGCGAGCUGCUGCCGUUGCCAGUGGAUCUUACAAUUAAUGCAGUGCUCGUUCCUAAGUGAUUAAUGUUGUUCAUCUCCGUUGCACUUUACGUUAUUACAAUGGUGAUUUUAAAGCGCAUUUUACGCUAGUGAUACACACACCCGCAGUUUGCGAUCGAUAUUUCACGAUCGAGCGCGCGGAGUUUGAAAAUAUAAUAUCGUUAUUCCGUCAACCAAGCUGCCCAGCGUUACCCGGCAUGGAUGGAACCAACCCAAUGGGGGCAUUAUGCAGACCGAGGAAGUCGUCCCUCGAGCAACGUCUGCGGGGAUAGACACGGGUAGCCCGACGGAGGAAAUAUCCCAGCAGCAAACCCAGCUCCGGCUGCAGCGUCAGCACUCGUUGCCGUUGCAGCGGCUCCCGAGCCCCGUGGAAUCGUUGACGAGCCAGAUGGCGGUGAAGCAGGAGCCACAGGAUGAGGAGGAGCAUCAAGGAAGGACCUCGUCCAGUCCCCAGGUCGAGGCGCACGCCGUUCAAACCGGGCUGCCCAACGGGGGGCCGGGGCAAGUCCAGGUCCUGCAGAACCAGGCGACGAUGGGGAGAGCGGAGGGUCAACCCGCCCAGGACUGCACAGGCGGCAGGGCGAGGCCCAGCCGGGGAAGGAGGAAGUCCCGAUGGAAGCUCAAGUUCCACCACCAGGCCCUGCCGCCCGAGUACCUCGACCACUACGAGGCCGCGCUCGCUCAGGAGGCUCUCAACUCCCCGCCGACCCCCGUCCACGACUCCAUGGCGUCCAGUCCGGCGCCCACGACCUCGACGUCGACCCCGAGCCCCGUAGCCGACGUCCACGGCUGGCUGCAGCGGAUAGCCGCGAUGCAGCAGGAACUCUGUCCCCCGGUGAUCGCCCGAAAUCCGGUCGCCUCAAGCCCCCAGACGCCGGGACUUCGGCGUUCGGUCAUCACCUCGACGCCCCACCCCCACCACCACGUGGCUCACCCCCAGCACCACCCUCAAUCGGGUCACCACCACCCCGCGCAGCAGGCGCAGCCGGCGCCGAGGCCCCCGAUGAAGUACUCCGACCUGCCGUACAUGGGGGAGAUAACCCUGGACAACAGCAAGCCGAGACGGGGCAGGAAGCCGAAGAAGGCCGACAUCUGUCACCUGAUAUACAAAAACUACGGUACAAUACUCCCGGGAACGCCGGGGCUGGAGGAACGAAAGCAGCUCGGAAGUCCGCGCAUAAAGGUGGAGAUGAACAGGGAGCAACCGGCCCAGGUAUCCUUCCAGCGUACCGACAUUCAGAACAGGAUAAGCAGCCUCUUGGAGAAGCGGCUUACCCAGGAGUCCCGGAGGAAUCACUCGGCGGCGCACGGCCCAAAGACGACGGAGCAGGAGGAGCCGCUUAACCUGUGCAUAAGGGACCUGAAUCAGCUCAAGAUCCGACUAUUACGGAAGCACGGGAACGUCUACGAGUCCGGGCAGGUGAAGAGCGAGGGAUCGAGCGACGGCGAGGAGGUCGAGUGUCUGGGGGCCGGUUCGCCGACGGAGUUAGGGCCCGACGGAGUCCCGGUCAGCAACGGGGGCGGGGGUGGGAACAGCACCCUACCGGGGGAGUCCGUAAUCCCAGCGAACCCGGGGUUCGUCUACUGGCCCAACGCCGGGGUCUUUAUCCACCCGAUGGCGCUGCAGUCCCAGUUUCUCUACUACCAGAAGAUGGCGCAGGGCGAAGGGGGCCCGGGGUUCCCGCCACCGAUGCAGGAGCCCCCGCCUAAGGAGCAGAAGAUCGUUCCAAAGUCGAUAUACUCGAUGCUGGAGAGCAAGUCUCCCGCCCCCGCGGCCGUCCCACCACCCCCUACAACCCCGACGCCCCAGCAUCCCGUUGUGGCGGCUGCGGCCGAAUCGCCGCGGGCGAAACGGAGCGGACCGACCGGCGGUCACGGGCAACCUACAAAGCGGAAGCGAUCGGCGAUCUUCAUCCCCCCGAUGCCGACCGAGAACAACAACAACCCGGCGACCGAGGUCAGCAUAUGUAAAUUCAAGUUCACGGGGGGUGCGAAGCCGAGCCUGCAGGAGAAGAAGAGCCUCUCCGUCGACUCGGGAGGGAAUUUUCGGUACUACAGCGGGACCGGGGACAAAAGCAUGCGGGGCUACGAAUUCUUUCCACGCGAGGCGCUACAGCAGCCUGCCGGACAGGCCGGAUCCUCGGCCGGAGCGUUUUUGAACGCUGCUGGCGAGCGGAUCCCGCCGCCAGGACAACGUCCCCCGGUCCCGGAGGAUGGCCGGCGGAAACGGAAGACGAGGAAGUCGCUUCAGCGAGAGAAACUGGAGCAGACCUUCAAGGAGAAGGGUUUCCUCAUCCAGACCCAACAGCUCGAGUCCGCCGAGGGUGCGACGUACUGCAAGUUCAGGCAGCUCAGGAAGUUCACGAGAUAUCUCUUCCGCAGCUGGAAGGACUACUUGCCCGGCAAUGUUCGCGAACUCACGGGUGCCGAGGGUGAACCCGAGGUCGAAGGCGAGGCUGACCGCGAGUCCCCAGUCAUCAGGCCCCAAGUCGGGCCCCCCGGCAUAGCCGAGCUCCCUCCCGCCAUUAUGGAUGAACCGCAGCCCCUGCCGCUGACGUGAAGAAGGGCAGCUACGAGGCGCCGAGUUUUGGUAACGCCUCUUUUUAUACUUUUUUUUUGCAUGGUAAUGCUGCUGAUGAAACAGCCGCAGCCGAGGCAGAAUUCAUUGCAGAGAUUACAGAACAGGAAUUAGAUAGAAGGAAAGAAAGAAGUUGUAGGUAUUCGUAACUAAAGAAGACG
This is a messenger RNA of Diprion similis, 2785 nucleotides long. RefSeq lists its product as uncharacterized. NCBI's taxonomy places the organism in Eukaryota, Metazoa, Arthropoda, Insecta, Hymenoptera, Diprionidae. The transcript has 4 exons. Bases 273 to 2606 code for a protein of 777 amino acids. The record is from RefSeq and is a predicted model, not a curated record.